ACGAAUUUCAUAAAACUCCAAGCAACACUAAAAAAUCACAUUUUUAAAAAAUAAAUUACUAUUUUUUUUUAUAGAUUUUUCUUUUUCUUUUUUUAUCGUUUUUGUUCUUUUUCUCUUUACAGCUCAUUGCCUGCGUUCCAGUUUCCCUUCACAGAUCGAUUCAAUCUCAAAAAAGGUCACAUAUUUCUUUCCUUCACACCACUCCAGAUGGCAGCAUGGAUCGGAUAACCAAUGCCACAGCUAGGGAGCAUCGUGGGGGGUUGGUGUAUCAGAUGAUUUGAGGUAGCCAUAUUAUGCAUGAUCAGUGCCACUAUGUGCAUCUGUCUGCUAAAAUGUCAAGCGCCAUGCUUCUUUACGUUCUACCUCUCUAUAUCCUAUUGCACAGAACAGUAGCGAUCAGUCCAGAUGGUGAGGCACUUAUAAGCUUCAGAUCAGCAGUUGUUAGCUCAGAUGAUAUCCUUACUCAAUGGAGACCAGAGGAUCCUGAUCCAUGUAAAUGGAAGGGAGUGACAUGUGACAAUAAAACUAAGAGAGUAAUUACUUUGAGUCUUACCAAUCACAAAAUAAGUGGACCCAUAUCCCCUGAACUUGGGAAGCUGGAGCAUUUAAGGCUUUUAAUGCUUCAUAAUAAUAACUUUUAUGGGACAAUUCCUCCAGAACUGGGAAAUUGCACAGAGUUGCAGGGAAUAUAUUUGCAGGGUAACUACUUAAGUGGAUUAAUACCAAGUGAAUUGGGAAACCUAACUGGACUUGAAAAUCUGGAUAUCUCAAGCAACUCUCUCAGUGGAUACAUCCCUCCUUCACUUGGGAAGUUAAAUAAGCUGAGUACAUUCAAUGUGUCAAACAAUUUUCUGGUUGGGCCCAUACCAACAGAUGGAGUGCUUAGCAACUUCCCAGAAGGCUCUUUCAUUGGAAAUCGUGAUCUGUGUGGAAAACAAAUUAAUGUGGCCUGCAAAGAUGAUGGAAGUGGCAAAACACAUACUGAAUCUCCGACAUCAGAUCAUAACCUAGGUGGGAAGAAAAAUUCUGGAAGGCUUCUUAUUAGUGCAUCAGCAACUGUUGGUGCCCUGCUUUUGGUAGCACUGAUGUGUUUCUGGGGGUGCUUCCUUUAUAAGAAGUUUGGUAAAAAUGAGGGGAAAAGCCUUGCCAUGGAUGUUAGUGGAGGGACAUCAAUUGUUAUGUUCCAUGGAGAUUUGCCAUACUCUUCAAAGGACAUCAUUAAGAAGUUGGAAACUUUGAAUGAGGAACAUAUCAUUGGUGCUGGGGGCUUUGGAACAGUCUACAAGCUUGCAAUGGAGGAUGGCAAUUUGUUUGCCUUGAAACGAAUUGUCAAGAUGAAUGAGGGAUUUGAUCGAUUUUUUGAAAGAGAGCUUGAAAUUCUCGGAAGCAUUAAACAUCGUCACCUUGUAAAUUUGCGAGGAUACUGUAAUUCUCCCACGUCAAAGUUGUUAAUUUAUGAUUUCCUAGCUGGUGGUAGCCUUGAUGAAGCUCUUCAUGAAAAAUCUGAGCAAAUGGACUGGGAUGCUCGCUUGAAUAUUAUCAUGGGAGCAGCAAAAGGGCUUGCAUAUUUACAUCAUGACUGUUCUCCAAGGAUCAUACACCGUGACAUAAAGUCAAGCAAUAUUUUGCUUGACGCUAAUAUGGAAGCUCGAGUAUCUGACUUUGGGCUUGCCAAACUUUUAGAGGAUGAAGAAUCUCAUAUUACGACAAUAGUUGCUGGAACUUUUGGUUACUUGGCUCCAGAAUACAUGGUAAGUGGUAGGGCAACUGAAAAGACCGAUGUGUAUAGUUUUGGGGUUCUGAUGCUUGAAGUUUUGAGUGGGAAGAGACCUACUGAUGCAUCAUUCAUUGAGAAGGGACUCAACAUUGUUGGCUGGUUAAAUUUCUUGAUUACCGAGAAUAGGCAACGAGAGAUUGUUGAUCGAAACUGCGAGGGAGUGCAGGCAGAAAGCUUUGAUAUUUUGCUUUCACUAGCCAUCCAAUGUGUUUCUUCAACCCCAGAGGACCGACCCACCAUGCACAGGGUGGUGCAGUUGCUUGAAUCUGAGGUCAUGACCCCAUGUCCCAGUGAUUGUUACGAUUCCAACUCAGAUUGAGUACCAGCAUCCAUGUUGUCACUGUUUCUCCCAAUUUAGAAAAAAGGUAAAAGAAGGCACCUCUAAAUCUGCAACAGCUUCAGUCUCAAUUUAAUUCAUUCUUUCAGCAGAUAAGUGAGAAAAUGCACCUCUUGAUCUGUUUGAUCUCAAUCUGAUCCGUUGGAUGGAACCAUAUUUUGGGCGCGUUUUCCUUCUGUUGUCCUCACUUUCCACAGGUGCAUGCAGGCUUUCAUUUCUCUUAAGUAAAUGGAACUUCCCUCUUGUGGUAUGAGUCGGUUCUUUAUCUCUCUCUCUAUAUUUUUUUUCUCGCUCUUGCUUAAUGAAAUUUGUUAUCUCCUUACACAUUUGUCCCAGAUUUAAGUGUAUAGGACCAUUGUAUAAAUUGAGCACAUUAUGCCUCUCAGUAGAUUCUUCUUGUUUAAGCCAUUUUUGUAAAUUAUGGUAAUAAGUUCUUUGGAUGUGUCAUGGGUGCAGAUUCCCAUCUGUUCGCACUGUAGUCCUUACUGGCUAAAGGCUGAACCUCAUUUUUUUUUCAGUCUUACAUUGCUCUGUGGCUGUCUUCUGCCUUCCUAGGGAAGUAGAUCCAAACAUGCAAUUUUGGGUAUGCCACUCUGCCUUGGAAAAUUGUUUAGAAUUGGAAGUAAUCCCAUAUUCCCCUGACCCUUGCCAUGCAAUU
Messenger RNA from Rubroshorea leprosula, 2772 nucleotides. The record is from the annotation of a GenBank genome assembly. NCBI's taxonomy places the organism in Eukaryota, Viridiplantae, Streptophyta, Magnoliopsida, Malvales, Dipterocarpaceae.